GAUCACAACCAGCAGAAACAUCCAACACCUCGAUCAAGAUGUGUGCUCAGCUUACUUCAAACGUCAUCGCCAUGAGCACCCAUCGCUCUCUCCAACACGCUCCCGCAGGCUCUUUCCAGAACUCAAGCGCUGCUUGCAGUCCUGCACCCUUCAAUAUCAGCGCUGAAAGGUGGACGAGCUUCUCCUUGGAUAAGCGAAGGAAGCUCCUAUGCCUGGCCAACUCAAUCAUGAUGGUGCAGAAGAAGAUUGAGCAGAGGGCUGAUGGUGAGCUCGCCGAACUCCCGAGCAUUCCUCAAGCGCGAAGAGAACAUUAGAUAACAGUGCAUCGCCGAAUUUCUGUAGAUUAGAGUGUAAAGUAGUUUUGUGAUUAUAAAAGACGAACGAAUCUAUCC
Messenger RNA from Guillardia theta CCMP2712, 392 nucleotides. RefSeq lists its product as hypothetical. NCBI's taxonomy places the organism in Eukaryota, Cryptophyceae, Pyrenomonadales, Geminigeraceae. The transcript has a single exon. The record is from RefSeq and is a predicted model, not a curated record. The coding region runs from base 39 to 314 and encodes 91 amino acids.